This is a messenger RNA of Trifolium pratense (red clover), 833 nucleotides long. Its product is annotated as putative axial regulator YABBY 2. The transcript is spliced from 6 exons. The record is from RefSeq and is a predicted model, not a curated record. NCBI's taxonomy places the organism in Eukaryota, Viridiplantae, Streptophyta, Magnoliopsida, Fabales, Fabaceae. Gene Ontology annotation, biological process: multicellular organism development; cell fate commitment. Bases 86 to 631 code for a protein of 181 amino acids. Gene Ontology annotation, cellular component: nucleus.
AUAAAUCCACUAAGCUAGCUACUAGGACACUCUCAAACUCAAAGGACAAACACAUUUAGAAAGAGAAAGAAAGAAGAAGAAAAAAAUGUCAAUGGACAUGAUGGGAACUGAACGUGUUUGUUAUGUUCACUGCAACUUCUGCAACACAAUUCUUGCGGUUAAUGUUCCAUACAGUAGUAUGCUAACCAUAGUGACAGUAAGAUGUGGACAUUGUGCUAAUUUGUUAUCUGUUAACAUGGUGGCUGCAUCACUUCAACCAUUUUCUCCUCCUCAACUGCCUCAGGCACAGAAACAGCACAUAAUCCUUGAAGAACCAAGCAGCAAAGAAAUGGGUUCAUCUUCAAAAUGCAACAAAAUAGCAUCAUUUGAGGCUGUAGUUGAGCAUGAACAACCUAGGAUUCCUCCCAUUCGUCCUAUAGAGAAAAGACAUCGUGUUCCUUCUGCUUAUAACCGAUUCAUUAAGGAGGAAAUUCAAAGGAUUAAGGCCGGUAAUCCAGAUAUCAGCCAUAGGGAGGCUUUCAGUUCGGCAGCAAAAAAUUGGGCACAUUUCCCUCAUAUUCACUUUGGGAAGCAACAAGCAAAAUUGGACCAUGGUGAAGGAACUCAUGAAAAGACUAAUGGAUUCUACUAAUGAUAUAUAUAAAUAUGGUAGCAUUUGGUUUUGCUGUGCUUGAUCUAAAUUUCUGAAAAAAUUCAUGAGUUUCAUUAUCAUAUUUCCCAAUCCUAGCUACAACAAAUAUUGGAGACUGAUCUCCUGCAAAUUAACCUCAGCUUCACAGUUCACACCAAUGUUUAAAAUAAUAAUACUAUAUUAUAUGUGUUUCCAUUUUCUA